Salvia hispanica is the source of this 536-nucleotide messenger RNA. NCBI's taxonomy places the organism in Eukaryota, Viridiplantae, Streptophyta, Magnoliopsida, Lamiales, Lamiaceae. The record is from RefSeq and is a predicted model, not a curated record.
CCAAUUUAAAAUCAUCAAUUACAUUUCCAAUUUCACAAUUUCCUGUGAAGACGAAAAGCAAAUCGGAGCGAGAAAGAAUGGCGGAGGAGAAGAAUACGAUAGUCUGGAAUGAAGCACAGAGGAAAUUCGAGACCGUAGAUAAAAAAGCAUACAUCGAAUACGAGGUGAGGGGCAGCAAAGUAAUUGACAUAACUCAUACGUAUGUGCCGCCGAGCAAGAGGGGGCUAGGCCUCGCCGCCGAUCUCUGCGCCGCCGCCUUCACUCACGCCCAAAAUCACUCCCUCUCCGUCAUUCCAACCUGCUCUUAUGUCUCUGUAAGCUCCUCAUCUUCAAACAUUCAUCAACUUCGCGCGAAUUUGAAUUUGAGAAAUCGAAAUUGAGUUUUAAACUCUUUCUUCAUCCCCAAAUUCUAGGUUUUGUUGAAAUUGAGUGGAGAGGUCAAAAUUGAGGGCAAAUUUUGUAGUACUACAAUGAUUUAGUCAUUAAGAAAUUUAAAGUGCCGAAAUUCCAAGUUUUUAUCAAAUUAGGAGCUUUUU